AUGCCUCCAAGAAUACCAGAUAUUGUCAAAGUGCGUCAGCUUAUUCCUCCACUCAGUAAAAGCAUGCACAAGGGACAAGCAGGAAGAGUUGGCGUCGUCGGCGGUUCCGAAGAUUAUACUGGAGCUCCUUAUUUUAGUGCAAUUGCUUCCAUGAAAGUGGGUGUUGACCUUUGUCACGUCUUUUGCGAACCUGGUGCUGGUACUGUCAUAAAGUCGUAUUCUCCAGAUUUAAUUGUUCACCCUUAUAUGAGAACAAAGGAAAAAGUGGACUCAAAAGACGCUAGCUUAAAAGACAUAGUCGAUCGAGUCUCUAGUGUCUUUUCUAGACUACAUGUUCUCGUCGUUGGUCCUGGGCUAUCAAGGGACGAGCUUAUGUUGGACUCUGCAAAAGAACUCAUUUACAAGGCUCGAGAAAAGGAUAUGGCCAUUGUUAUUGAUGCUGAUGGGUUAUACCUGGUUCAGCAGCAUCCAGAAACGGUAAAGGAUUACAAAAAGGCUGUAUUGACGCCAAAUGUGGUUGAGUUUCAGCGAUUAUGUGAAAAGAUGAACAUUAAUGCUAAAGCUCAUCCCAAAGAUGAAGUAGCACAGCAACUUAGUAAGGCCUUUGGAGGUGUCACCAUUGUUCAAAAGGGAUCUGAAGACUACAUUGCUAAUGCAGAUCAAGUGUUAAAGUGUGAUGCCGAAGGUGGUCUCAAGCGAAUGGGUGGUCAAGGUGAUAUUCUUACUGGUAUCAUUGCUGCAUUCUUGGCUUGGGGAAAAGGAUAUGAAGAUGAAGUUUGGGAACAUCCUCAUGAAGUUGACGGUAAGGAUAUUGCCAUGUAUGCUUCAUGGGCAGCAUGCACUAUUUCAAGAACCAGCUCUCGUUUAGCCUUUCAAAAACACGGUAGAGCUGUACUAACUAGUCACAUGUUGGAAGAAAUUGGACAAAGCUAUGACCUUUUUGUUAACGAUAAGCUGUAA
Molecule: messenger RNA, 960 nt
Organism: Rhizopus microsporus ATCC 52813
Lineage: Eukaryota; Fungi; Mucoromycota; Mucoromycetes; Mucorales; Rhizopodaceae
Product: carbohydrate kinase
Exons: 9
Coding region: 1-960 (319 amino acids)
Biological process (GO): metabolite repair
Molecular function (GO): ATP-dependent NAD(P)H-hydrate dehydratase activity
Source: RefSeq, a predicted model, not a curated record